CCUAUGUUAGAAAAAUAUUUUGUUUACGUUUUUUUCUCCGCUGUUGUACGAAAGUCUUGGAGCCGGCCGGCCCUCGACUGAUCUUGUUCUUCAUCAGAAUCAUCAGUACUCUCUCUCUCUCUCUCUCUCUCUCUCUGUACGUGCGUUGAUCCAAUUUUCCUCCAAACAAGAAAAUGAAAACCAGGCUCAUCUUGGCAGCAGCAAUACUAGCAGCCCUCUCAAUUUCCCUAUCAUUAAUCACUAAUCAUUUAUUCACCCCACCUCCCUUACCUGGGUCCCUCGACAAUCUCCACGCAGCAGAGAUAAUCCACCUCCCCGGAGCCCUCGGGCCGGAGAGCCUCGCCUUCGAUCCCAGCGGCGGUGGACCCUACGCCGGCGUCGCCGACGGCCGGAUUCUCAAGUGGAUAGGUGAUGGCCACGGUUGGGUCGAUUUUGCUGUCACCACUUCUCAAAGGAAGGAUUGUGUGCGUCCAUUUGCACCCGAAAUGGAGCAUGUGUGUGGAAGGCCGUUAGGACUCCGGUUCGAUAAAAAUACUGGAGAUCUUUACAUUGCUGAUGCCUACUUUGGCCUUCAAGUAGUUGGGCCAAGUGGAGGUUUGGCUACUCAGCUAGUUGCAGAAGUUGAAGGCCAUCCUUUGCUAUUCACAAAUGAUAUGGACAUCGAUGAGGACAAAGAUGUCAUUUACUUCACAGACACAAGCACCAGUUUUCACCGAAGGCAAUUCAUGCCUUCAAUUUUAACCGGCGACAAGUCUGGGAGGUUGAUGAAAUACGACAGAUCAAGCAAAGAAGUAACAAUUCUUCUUAGAGGCCUUGCUUUUGCCAAUGGUGUAGCCUUGAGCAAAGAUCGGUCCUUCGUUCUAGUAGCCGAAACAACUACAUGUAGAAUCUUAAGGCUCUGGCUCGAUGGCCCAAAUGCAGGAAACUUCGAAGUUUUCGCUGAUCUACUGGGGUUUGUGGACAACAUAAGAAGGAACUCAAAGGGUGAGUUUUGGGUGGCACUGCAUGCCAAAAAAGGAGUUCUGCAAAACUGGGCUGUCUCAAAUCCAUGGGUUGGGAAAGCACUUUUGAAGCUUCCCCUUAGUUUCAAGAAACUGCACUACUUGUUGGUAGGAGGAAAGCCACAUGCAACUGCAAUAAGGUUGAGUGAGAGCGGAGAGAUUCUGGAGGUGUUGGAAGAUAGUGAAGGAAAGAGCUUGAGGUUUAUUAGUGAAGUGGAGGAGAAUAAUGGCAAGCUGUGGAUUGGGUCAGUGUUGAUGCCUUUCAUCGGCAUUUACAAUUUGUGAAGAGGACUUUUGCCCAAAAAUGCUUUCCACAAUUUGGGUUGCUUUAGAUCCAUGGUUUGGGACAUAGCAGUAUGGAUAUUCAGGAAGAUAGUGAAGGAAAGAGCAUAUGAUGAUUAUCAGUGACAUGUACUAAUUCACUCGAGAUUUCCUUGUUUUUGCUAUGAUUGAGUUCAUGUUGGACCAACAUUCAUGUUCUUCUCGUUUCUGUAAACGAUGCAAUUGUAAACAAUGCAAUUCGAAUUACGUGUAGAUUUUUAAGCUUAGUUUGAAACUUAA
Molecule: messenger RNA, 1562 nt
Organism: Rhododendron vialii
Lineage: Eukaryota; Viridiplantae; Streptophyta; Magnoliopsida; Ericales; Ericaceae
Product: protein STRICTOSIDINE SYNTHASE-LIKE 10
Exons: 3
Coding region: 174-1286 (370 amino acids)
Biological process (GO): biosynthetic process
Molecular function (GO): strictosidine synthase activity
Source: RefSeq, a predicted model, not a curated record